Ipomoea triloba (trilobed morning glory) is the source of this 2880-nucleotide messenger RNA. RefSeq names its product scarecrow-like protein 22. Bases 463 to 2556 code for a protein of 697 amino acids. Gene Ontology annotation, molecular function: sequence-specific DNA binding; DNA-binding transcription factor activity. Lineage: Eukaryota; Viridiplantae; Streptophyta; Magnoliopsida; Solanales; Convolvulaceae. The transcript has 2 exons. Gene Ontology annotation, cellular component: nucleus. Gene Ontology annotation, biological process: regulation of DNA-templated transcription. The record is from RefSeq and is a predicted model, not a curated record.
AUAGACAAGGGAGAAGAAGAGAGGAGAGAGGGAAGAGGGCCACUUAUGUUACCUUUUUUUAUGAUGCACGCAUCCGUGGCAGAACAGAGAGAGAGAGAGAGAGAGAGAGGGUACACAGUACUAUUGCUGCAGCAGCGCAAGAGGGAGGGAAGGCCCAAGGGAAGGGAGCUAGCCUCAGCAGCAGCAGCGGCCCCUAAAGCCUAGGGACUAGAGAUUACACAGUAACCACAUAAAAAGAGAGCCACAGAGAAGAAGAAGAAAGAAGAAAGAAACUACUGUUGUUGUUGUUGUUGUUUAUGGUUUUUGUACAGAGUUUUUGAGCUGCAGAUAUGGAGUUGAAAUGGUGAUAUGGGUGAGUUUGCUAGGGAGAGGGACUCCUUUGAGUUUUCUCCUCAGGGAUAAGCCAUUGAAGAAGAGCCCCUUUUUCUUUAAAUCUUAGGGGGAAAUUUUCUUUUUUCCAAGAUGAUUGGAAUGCAAUAUAGUAAGAAUAGCUUUGGGUCUUCGAUUUCUGCAUCUUCUUCUGCGGCUCAAGAUGGCAAGUUGAAGAGAGAUGGAAGCUUUGGGAGCAAUGAACCCAUUUCUGUGCUGGACAAGAGGAGGAGCCCAAGCCCUUCCACUUCCACGUCAGCUUCCUCUUCCUCUUUUGGGUGCACGGCGGCCGUGAAGGACGCCGCCGCUCCGGCCGCCGUGGAGGAGUGGGUGGUGGGGGAAUUGCAGCCUCUUGUUCCUUUUGAAAAAUUUGGUCUUGGAUUGGAAGAUUGGGAGUGUUUCUUGUCUGAAUCUGGGGCCGGGGAUUCCGACCAGUCUAUUCUCCGGUGGGUUUCCGGCGCGGAGUUUGAGGAUCCCUCCUCAUUACAUGAGAUCCAGGGCAAUGCGGGUUUGGGUGAUGCUGAUCAAACUACUACUGGAUUUGGUGCCCUAAUUGCCUCAGAUAAUUUCUUCACAAAUGUGAGUUCUUCUGUUAUUCCCAUUUCUUCUUUGAAUUCCAACAUUGGGAAAUUUGGUUCUACUGUCAACCAUGUUAAUUCUCAAGACUCCAAUCUUAAUUUUACACCUAAUAACAAUCUGGUGCCUGGGUUGAGUUUUCAAGAACCUGAGCAGAAGCCUCAGAUUUCCAAUUUCCAAAUACCUGUAGUGAACCAAACCCAGAAUGCCACAAACAGAAAUGUGUUUGUCUCACCAUCCUAUGGGGGCAUUCUUCAUGAAGAACAACUGCCUCCUCCUGCAAAGCGCCAGAAUUUGGAAAUCCCGAAUUCUCAGCUACCUGAAAUUCCUUUAGUUGGUAUGAGUCAUGGGUUGUUGCUUGGGAAACAACAAGAUUUUGCCCAACUACAGCAGCAGGGAAUGAUGGGCUCGGGCCAGCACUCGAGUUUACUGCAGCAGAAGCCAUUGCUGGUGCCCAAGCAAGAAGAGGUGGUGAUGCCACACCACCAACACCAGCAACAGGUUGUGUAUGACCAGAUUUAUAAGGCGGCAGAGUUGAUUCUGACCGGGCAAUUCUCACACGCGCAAAUGAUAUUGGCGCGGCUCAAUCACCAGUUCUCUCCUGUUGGAAAAUCGUUGCAGAGGGCUGCUUCUUAUUUCAAGGAGGCUCUAAUGUUGCCUCUCCUUAUGCCUGGGUCUUCCAUCUCUCUGCCUUCAAGGGUUCCCUCGCCCGUUGAUUUUGUGUUCAAGAUGGGCGCCUAUAAGGUCUUUUCUGAAGCGUCCCCUAUCCUCCAAUUCAUGAAUUUUACAUCCAACCAGGCACUUCUCGAAGCCCUUGGCGAUGCAGAAUAUGUUCACAUCUUUGAUUUCGAUAUUGGAUUUGGUGCCCAAUGGUCCUCUUUCAUACAAGAGCUUCCUAAAAGGAAUAACGGAGGGCGAGGAGGAGCGCCUUCGCUGAAGAUAACAGCCUUUGCUUCUCCUUCAACUCACCAUCCCGUUGAAAUCAGCCUUAUGCACGAGAGUUUGACGCAGUUUGCCAACGAUGUUGGUGUCAAAUUUGAGCUUGAGGUGGUAAACUUGGACACAUUUGAUCCUAGUUCUUAUCAGUUGUCCUCUUUCCGACCAUGUGGGAGCGAGGUGGUUGCUGUGAAUUUCCCCAUUUGGUCCCUUUCGAACCAUCUCUCUGCUCUUCCUUCACUGCUUCAUUAUAUAAAGCAGCUCUCGCCAAAAAUUGUAGUUUCACUGGAACGAGGAUGCGAACGAACUGAACUGCCUUUCCCGCACCACAUUCUCAAUGCCCUAAAAUACUACGAGGUCCUCUUCGAGAGUAUGGGUGCUGCAAAGGUGACUCCGGACAUGGCAAACAAGAUGGAGAGGUUCCUCUUCCAGCCUAGCAUCGAGAGCAUUGUGCAAGGCCGCCUCUGUUUCCCCGAUCAAAUGCCCCCGUGGAGAACCCUGUUUACUUCAGCUGGCUUUCUACCCGUGCCAUUUAGUAAUUUCACUGAAACUCAAGCCGAGUGCAUCAUGAAGCGAAAUCAAGUUAGAGGGUUUCACGUGGAGAAGAGGCAGGCAUCGCUCGUGCUGUGCUGGCAACGCAGAGAGUUGUUGACGGCCAUGGCUUGGAGGUGCUGAUCGGUGUUUUAGCUUCGUUUCAUCAAAGCUGGAAACAGCGGUUUAACUAAAUAUGUUAUUUGAUAGCAAUUAAUAAAAUCUUAAAACUCGUCGCAUCUCUGAGUGCUGCUGUGAAUGAAUUUUCCCUGCAUGUUUCUAGUUUGCUACAAUCUAAGUAGUAUUUAUUGACUGUAGACAGAUAUUCUUGUCGAAAACUGAACAUUUUCCUUGUUGCACGAGCUAUUUGGACAUCUUUGUUAUGUACUAUUAUUGCCUAGUAUUAGUUGUAACAAGUUGCUGCUAUAACUUUGCAUUUCUAGUUUUUUUUACAUAUUUAUCGCGAUA